UCAAAUAAUUUUGACAGGAACUCAUGUUUGCAACGGUAGAUAAUCCCUCAAAUGCAGUUGAAUUUGCAAUCAAAGAAAUGUUGAACGAACCACAGAUAAUGCAAAGGGCCUUAGAAGAGAUUGACACCGUCUUUGGGAGAAAUAGAUUAGUUCAAGAAUCUGACCUGCCACAGCUAAAUUAUGUCAAAGCUUGCCUUAGAGAGGCCUUUCGGCUCCACCCCUUGACGCCUUUUAACGUGCCUCAUGAGUCAGUUUCUGAUACUAUUGUGGGUGAAUCCUUCAUUCCCAAAGGGAGUGUAGUGCUAUUAAGUCGUCUUGGACUUGGUCGGAACCCUAGGGUUUUGGAGGAUCCCAUGAAGUUCAAGCCAGAGCACCAUCUCAAGGAGGAAGGUGGUGAAGUAGUUCUCAAUGAUUUAGAGUUACACUUGUUGUCAUUUAGUACUGGACGACGAGGUUAUCCCGGUGUGAAACUUGGUUCUACAAUUACUACCAUGUUACUUGCUAGGCUACUUCAAGGAUUUUCUUGGAACUUACCACCAAACUCUCCGUGCAAUGACUUCAAUGAGAAAUCGGGAUGUAAUCUUUUUUGUACCGUGCCAUUUUUUGCUCAAGCAAAACCGCGAUUAUCCGAGGGCAUGUACUCAUAAUUAUGUGGCAUCUCGCAUUUACGCAGGGUCAGAAGAAGGGUCACACUCAAGGAGUGUGUUUUAGAAGACCAGAUAACCUACUGUAAUGUAAAUACUAAUGACUGCUUCCACUGGACGAACUUGUACGGAAAAAACUUUACCGUUGCUCCAUUACACCCCUUCAAUUAUAGAAUAUCGAAUUAUA
This is a messenger RNA of Nicotiana tabacum (common tobacco), 831 nucleotides long. The record is from RefSeq and is a predicted model, not a curated record. Lineage: Eukaryota; Viridiplantae; Streptophyta; Magnoliopsida; Solanales; Solanaceae.